Messenger RNA from Cadophora gregata, 1747 nucleotides. RefSeq lists its product as uncharacterized. The record is from RefSeq and is a predicted model, not a curated record. Gene Ontology annotation, cellular component: COG complex. NCBI's taxonomy places the organism in Eukaryota, Fungi, Ascomycota, Leotiomycetes, Helotiales, Ploettnerulaceae. The coding region runs from base 151 to 1626 and encodes 491 amino acids. Gene Ontology annotation, biological process: intra-Golgi vesicle-mediated transport; cytoplasm to vacuole targeting by the Cvt pathway. The transcript has a single exon.
UGGGUAAAAUAAACUUUCCGGGACGCUAACCCGCGUCUUCCCGUCGAGCUUCAGCCUUGGCUUAGGUUGGCUUGAGCUUCUUCGGUUCAUGAACACCUGUCCCACAUCACCACGUUGAAUCCUCAGGUCACAAGCAUAGGUAUCGCAGCAAUGGCAGACCCAUUGUACGAACUGCUGGUUCCAUACUUCAAUACGCCCUCCCCACGGCCGGCACCUUCUUCCAAAGACCCGACCACCAAUGCAUAUCUGAGUCGACUUACAACCCUACCCCUCUCGUCCCUCACCAGCAGCGAGCCCCAGUCCCUCUCCCAAACCACCCACUCUCUCCUCCUUUCUCUUCAAGGCCUCUCGAAACGCUCCCACAAAUCUAUAAUUGACUCCUCCACACACCUCUCAACUCUCAGCACGACUCUGCCCUCCCUCGCCCAGUCUACAGCCUCCCUCCGAGACGCCCUCCCGAAACUCGACGAUGCAGCUAUCCACUUCAGCGAAACCUACAACACACGCUCAGAAAAUGCUCUCCUUGAUCGCAGGCGUAAAGCCCUCCUCCUCUCCCGCAAUAUUGACCGUCUCUCCGACAUUCUGGACCUCCCAACCCUCCUCUCAUCUGCGAUAUCCACCUCAAAUACAGCUUCCACAUCUGCAACUACCUCUGCAAAUGCUACCCUAAACUACGCCUCAGCUCUCGAUUUAAACUCGCAUAUAAGACGUCUGCAUGGCUUGUACCCAGAUUCAGCGCUCAUUUCGAGCGUGGAAAAGCAGGCAGAGGAAGCUAUGCAGGAAAUGGCCACGAAUCUAAUAGCCAGUCUCAAGACCAGCUCCCUGAAGCUCGCCAGCGCAAUGCGGACUAUCUCAUGGCUACGGCGUGUAGCUCCUGAAUUGGACCCUGCACCUGUAUCCUCAGUCCCAGCGCAGUCAAUGCAUCAUACCAGUGGAGCAGGAGGAGCGUCAAGUCGAGAAGGCAGUCUCGGCUCCCUCUUCCUCGUCUGCCGUCUUGCCAAUCUCCAGCAAACCCUCUCAGCCUUGGAACCUCUCCGAGAACUCGCAGACCAGGAAACGCUGCGUCUGCAAGAAACCAAGAGCAACGAGAAUGGAGCUGUGAAAGAACGUAGUAAAUGGGAAGGUGGACAGCAAACGGAGCGCUACUUAAAACGCUACAUAGAGAUUUUUCGUGAGCAGAGUUUCGCUAUAAUCUCUAUGUACAGAAGUAUAUUCCCGGCUGGGAGCUCGGCACACGAAGAAGCCGUAUUAAAGGGACUCGGGAGGGAGGUGGAUGGCGCGAAGAAGGACGAGGAUCCUUUGCAGCCGUUACCGAGUUCGCUAGACACGUUCCCAUUGCAGCUUGUGGGUAUGCUGGAAGACACGUUGAGGAGGUAUCUUCCGAAUGUCAGAGACAGGAGUAGUAGGGACAGUCUGUUGACGCAGGUGUUGUAUUGUGCCGGGAGUCUGGGUAGAUUAGGCGGGGAUUUUAGUCUGUUGCUUGCAUUUUUGGGAGAGAAUGGGAAAAAUAAUAGUGAAGAUGCAGAGGAGGAAAGUGAUGAGGACGAUGAGUGGGUAGAAGUCAUUAGAAAGCAUAGAGUGCUAGCUGGCAGGUUAGAAUUGAUGGUUGGAGCUAGAGAUGGAUAGACGGUUAAAAACAUACAUAGAUGUCUAGCAUCUAUAUAUCUACAUUCAUCAUGCAGAUCACGUUGUACUUGAAGAGGCAUACCAAAUGGAAUAGUAGUUGGAAAAAUACGAAAUCUCGUGA